GUGUGAGCAGAACAAGUAGUGGUCAGCUGAUUGAAUCACAUGACCUCCGUGUUUCGCUGCACUGUUUUUCUCUUCUUGUCUCCUCUCUGCUGCUGUUUCGAUGCAUUUCUUCAUUUUAAUGUCCAAAACACUCGUUCAAGCUUCGUUGUCAACUGAUAGCCUGACACUACACUGACACUACAGCGCUACAGACCCGGCGACAUAAAAUAACAGAAGGAGUAAUAGUUUUAUUUGUGGAAGGUCCCUCGCUGCUUCAUCAUGAGUCCAGAGUCCAAGAAACAGAUGAACAUCAUCAUCCUGGGUGUCAGCUUCAUGUUCAUGUUCACUGCUUUUCAAACAUGCGGAAACAUCGAGCAAACAGUGAUAAAGAGCUUCAACAGUUCUGAGUUCCAUGGCAGCGGCUACACCAGUAUGUCCAUCAUCUAUGCCGUCAUGUCCACCUCCAACGUUCUGGCUCCUUCAGUGGUGGCCGUCAUUGGACCUCAGCUCUCCAUGUUCUUCAGUGGACUGUUGUACAGUGGUUACAUCGCCAUGUUCAUCUACCCGUACACCUGGACCUUCUACACCGCGUCUGUGCUGGUCGGAAUCGGAGCCGCAGUGCUGUGGACAGCUCAGGGAAAUGUUCUGACCAUCAACUCCACCAACAACACCAUUGGACGAAACAGCGGCAUCUUCUGGUCACUGCUGCAGUUCAGCAUGCUGUUUGGGAACCUCUACAUUUACUUUGCCUGGCACGGACACGUCCACAUCACAGACAAAGACCGUCGGACCGUCUUCAUCUCUUUGACCGUCAUCAGCCUGGUCGGAUGCUUUCUCUUCUUCCUCAUUCGGACUCCUGAAACCGAGUCUGCCCCCUCUGAGGUUUCCGAGUCGCUGCUUGAGGCGGAGUUUUCAGAGAGCACCACCACCAGCUCUCCUCACUCUGGCCUCUGCUCUCAGGCUCUGGAUGCUUUUGUUCAGGUGUGUAAAAUAACCGUGACCAAAGAGAUGCUGCUGCUCUUCCUCCCGUUGGCGUACUCAGGUCUGGAGCUUACGUUCUACAGCGGCGUUUACGGGACGUGUAUCGGCGCCAUGACGGGAUUCGGCCAAGACGCCAAGAGUCUGAUUGGCAUUUCUGGAAUCUUCAUUGGUGUGGGUGAGAUCUUAGGAGGGGGCAUAUUUGGGUUGCUGAACAAGAACAACCGUUUUGGCCGGAACCCUGUGGUUCUGCUUGGUCUCAUCACUCACUUUGUGGCCUUUUACUUGAUUUUCCUCAACAUCGCGAGUGACGCUCCGCUCGCCCCCGAGGCAGGAACCGAUAAGCAGGCCUUCAUUACUCCCAAUGUGGGCGUGGCCAUGCUGUGCAGUUUCCUGCUGGGUUUGGGCGACAGCUGUUUCAACACUCAGCUCAUGAGCAUCAUCGGCUUCAUGUUUCCGGACAACAGCGCCCCCGCCUUCGCCUCACUCAAGCUCAUCCAGUGUGUGGCCGCCGCCAUCGCCUUCUUCUACAGCAACUUCCUGUUGCUGCACUGGCAGCUCCUGAUCCUGGUCCUCACAGGAUUCCUUGGAACCAUUACCUUCUUCGCUGCGGAGACGCUGGCCGAGUCCAACAGGCGGGAAUCCUCAGACUACGGCACCAUCUGAUUGGUCGACAGGAGAAAUCUGAGCUCAGAAAAUCGUUUCUGAGGUUUUUGGUUCCCUGCUGAGGGACUGACGUUGUUUUUUUGGGACAUCAAACAUUCCUCGUCUUUACUGUUCUCUCUCUCUCUCUCUCUGAGUGUUUUUGUUUUUUUCAUCUGAGAAGGAUCUUGUUGAAUCCUGAUCCUGAAAUCCAAACGUAAGGAUUUAAUGAUCAAGGUUCAAGUCCUUCAUGAUAAAGAUCAAAAACCACUUUCAGGGACUAUGAUGUCCUCUGACCUAGCAUGCUGGAGACCCCCUCCUCAGCUGAUGUCCUCUGACCAACCCCUCCUUUGGAGACCUCGUCCUCAGCUGAUGUCCUCUGCCCUCCCUCUAUAAGGGUCCAUGUCCUCAGCUGAUGUCCUCUGACCCCCCCGUCCCCUCUUUCACUGUACUCUAUACUAUUCAUGCACUUAUGUUAAUUUAUUCAAAUACUAAAGCUAAUCAAUACUGACACUGAUCGACAUAUUCCUUCUUUAUUUUGUCUUGGUUAAAGUCCUCACUUGUUAAGGACAUAUAUUUGUUGAAUUGUUGCCUUUGCAGAGAAGAGAACCACUCACUCUCCCACUCCACGGUCCACAGAGAAACUCAGCUAUUUUAGCUCACAGGGAGAUGGGAGCAGCUGGUCAACUGCCGCCCCCUUUGGUCAGUUUGUGUCACUGAGGCGCGUCUAAAUGUAGUAGUGUUCUUUGUGCAGAAUCAACAAAACAACAUCGUCUGAAGUGAACGAUGGAUGACAGCAGCUCUGAAAUCACUGAGCGUCUCUCAGUGGACGGUGGUGUUGGGGGGGGGGGCGAUGUGGUAAAUGUCUGUAUGAUAGGUGUAAAGUGAUGAACACAUUCUUAAGCGAGCGAGUCUCGAGUUUGCACUUCGGAGAUUUUAGUUGUUGACUUUUCCACAUCAAAGUCCGUAGAGAAAAUUGUUGAUUUUUUUAGCUCGCAGGGAAACAGAGUGGGUUUUUUUUCUCUAAGGACGGAGCUGUGGCAGAGUGGGAUGUCCACUGUUUACACUGUGUCUGAGGUCAAAUCAACUGUCCGGGAUUUGAAGGGAAUCUUUAUGUAUACGUUAAGUCUGAUUUUAUACUGGAAUGUUGGAAUGAUUCACCAACCUCCGCUGACGCCUUUUAUGAUCAAUAAAGUGUCGUUCUCAAAUGCCAAA
Molecule: messenger RNA, 2814 nt
Organism: Cynoglossus semilaevis (tongue sole)
Lineage: Eukaryota; Metazoa; Chordata; Actinopteri; Pleuronectiformes; Cynoglossidae
Gene: mfsd11
Product: major facilitator superfamily domain containing 11
Exons: 14
Coding region: 259-1623 (454 amino acids)
Source: RefSeq, a predicted model, not a curated record